AUGACAGAGAAGAGGGGAUUUCCUGUGGGAAAAUCAGGCAAUCCCAUUGCAGACAUCAACAAGAGCUUUCAUUUUCUCCAGAAAAAGCCCCCUAGCAGGCUCUGGAGCAGCGAGAUGGUGGCAUGGCUGGUGCUGGCUCUGCUCCUGCACAAAGCCCCACCGGCCACAGCCCGUGCCACUGUGAAGGUGACAGGAGUGGUGGGGAGAGCCGUGACUCUGGGAGCCAACGUCCCCCCAGGGUUCCAAGUCAGGGAUGCCAUCUGGAGGUACCUGGCGCCAGCAGAAGAGCUAGUGGCCACCUACUUCAGGGGCUCAGCGGAGACCCUGUACCAAUCCCGUUUCUAUGGGCGGAGCCGGCUCCAUGGUAACCUCACACUGGAGAUCAGUCCGGUGGAACUGGGAGAUAGCGGCACCUUCUCAGCCCUGCUGGUGAACACACGAGGACAGACGGAGACGCGCGUGCUGCACCUGGCAGUCUAUGAAGUGGUUUCCCGGCUGACACUGCAGGUGUUCACAUCGGAGAGCAGCCGCAGUGGCUCUGCGAGGGUCUGUGAGGUGUUCCUGACCUGUGUGGCGGCUGGUGGCACCAACAUAACCUACAGCUGGGGCAGGACGGAUGGCGAGGUGCUGAGGAUGGACAAGCACUCUCUCUUUGAGGCUGGCCUGGUCCUAUGGGCUAAGCUGGACCCCUCGGAUAGGCAGGUGUCCUACACCUGUACUGCAGCCAACGCUGUCAGUCGGGAAUCAGCUACCAUUGCACCCUGGGAACACUGCCAGAGGGAAGCAGGUUCGGAAGAUGCCGUGUACGACUAUAGGAACAUCCUGCUCAUUGCUCUGCCCCUCUCUGUCCUGGUUCUGGCAGGGGCUGUCUUCGGGCUCCUUCUCUCUUGGAAGCGCUCAGGGAAGCAAAGAACAAAACCACUGUUCGACGCCUCAGAGUCUGACGCGGCCUCUGUCUAG
Molecule: messenger RNA, 960 nt
Organism: Emys orbicularis (European pond turtle)
Lineage: Eukaryota; Metazoa; Chordata; Testudines; Emydidae
Gene: SLAMF8
Product: SLAM family member 8
Exons: 5
Coding region: 1-960 (319 amino acids)
Source: RefSeq, a predicted model, not a curated record